AAGAGCCGCGGGAGCGCGGACCCGCUGCUGUCCGCCUGCGCCGCGCCCGAGUUGUGCAUCAGCGGAGCGCCCCUGCCCUAGCUUGGCUGCCCGCCCGCCGCCGCCAUGCCCUUCUCCAACAGCCACAACGCGCUCAAGCUGCGCUUCCCGGCGGAGGACGAGUUCCCCGACCUCAGCGGCCACAACAACCACAUGGCCAAGGUGCUGACCCCCGAGCUGUACUGCGAGCUGCGCGCCAAGAGCACGCCGAGCGGCUUCACAGUGGACGACGUCAUCCAGACCGGCGUGGACAACCCUGGCCACCCGUUCAUCAUGACCGUAGGCUGCGUGGCGGGUGACGAGGAGUCGUACGACGUGUUCAAGGAUCUCUUCGACCCCAUCAUCGAGGAUCGGCACGGAGGCUACAAGCCCUGCGACGAGCACAAGACCGACCUCAACCCCGACAACUUGCAGGGCGGCGACGACCUGGACCCAAACUACGUGCUGAGCUCGCGGGUGCGCACCGGCCGCAGCAUUCGCGGCUUCUGCCUUCCCCCGCACUGCAGCCGCGGGGAGCGCCGCGCCAUCGAGAAGCUGGCGGUGGAAGCCCUGUCCAGCCUGGACGGCGACCUGGCGGGCAGGUACUACGCACUCAAGAGCAUGACCGAGGCGGAGCAGCAGCAACUCAUUGAUGACCACUUCCUUUUCGACAAGCCGGUGUCUCCCCUGCUGCUGGCCUCGGGCAUGGCCCGCGACUGGCCCGACGCCCGCGGCAUUUGGCACAAUGACAAUAAGACCUUCCUGGUGUGGAUCAACGAGGAGGACCACCUGCGGGUCAUCUCCAUGCAGAAGGGGGGCAACAUGAAGGAGGUGUUCACCCGCUUCUGCAGCGGCCUUACCCAGAUUGAAACUCUCUUCAAGUCCAAGAACUACGAGUUCAUGUGGAAUCCUCAUCUGGGCUACAUCCUCACCUGCCCGUCCAACCUGGGGACAGGGCUGCGGGCAGGUGUCCACAUCAAGCUGCCCCACCUGGGCAAGCAUGAGAAGUUCCCUGAGGUUCUGAAGCGGCUGAGGCUUCAGAAGAGAGGCACAGGUGGUGUGGACACGGCUGCUGUGGGUGGGGUCUUUGACGUCUCCAACGCAGACCGCCUGGGCUUCUCGGAGGUGGAGCUGGUACAGAUGGUAGUAGAUGGCGUGAAGCUGCUUAUCGAGAUGGAACAGCGGCUGGAGCAGGGCCAGGGCAUUGAUGACCUCAUGCCUGCCCAGAAGUGAAGCCCGGCCUGCCCACCGCCAGCCCCGCUGCUUCCUAACUUAUUGCCUGGGCAGUGCCCACCACACCUCCCAAUUUCACCGCCUGGCUAGCCCUUAGCCUCACUGUAGAGACUUCUGUCACCCUUGGUAGAGUUUAUUUUUUUGAUGGCUAAGAUACUGCUGAUGCCGAAAUAAACUAGGGUUUGGCCUGCC
Molecule: messenger RNA, 1443 nt
Organism: Otolemur garnettii (small-eared galago)
Lineage: Eukaryota; Metazoa; Chordata; Mammalia; Primates; Galagidae
Gene: CKB
Product: creatine kinase B
Exons: 8
Coding region: 106-1251 (381 amino acids)
Biological process (GO): phosphocreatine biosynthetic process
Molecular function (GO): creatine kinase activity
Source: RefSeq, a predicted model, not a curated record